This is a messenger RNA of Lodderomyces parapsilosis, 2373 nucleotides long. RefSeq lists its product as uncharacterized. Lineage: Eukaryota; Fungi; Ascomycota; Pichiomycetes; Serinales; Debaryomycetaceae. The record is from RefSeq and is a predicted model, not a curated record. The transcript has a single exon. Bases 1 to 2373 code for a protein of 790 amino acids.
AUGUCAGAAAAGAGAGGCUUUGGAUUGAAGUUAUCGUCCAUAUUCAACCAGGGCCAUGGAUCACCCAAUGAUAAAAAAUCGCAAGGACAUUCAACGCGAGCUAUAUCUCCGACUCCUUCUCCUAAGCCAAAACCGCUUAGUAAACCCCACUUGAACAAUCAUCGUUCUUCAUCAGCUACCUUAAACGCCCCACUACAUUCAUACAAUCAAGGGGCGGCACACUCAUUACACUCAAAAUCAUCCACCAGUACAUUGCGAGCAAACGCACCCCCAAGUACUCAACACCCCACGCUUGCGGCAUCUCAAACGCACCACCCAGAGAUCAAUACCACGCAACAAGCAUUUGAAGUAACACAGGGGAACAGCUCCGCGACAUAUGACCGACAUACGAGAGAAGCAUUUCCGCACACGCCACAACGCCUGUCUCAGCCUCAGCGACAAGAAGGGUUGAAACCGAGCUUACUCCCAUCCAACUCACUCUAUCCUGCAACCAGCACCAAUUCCGCAAGCCCUAAACCGCUGCCUUUGAGACGAAAACCACCCAGUGAUUUGGACUCCUUUGACUUUGGGGUUAAUGACCAGAAAUCAGAUAGGACAAAUGAAAGUGUAAGAUCUUUAUCUCAAACACCAAAGUCAAGACUGGACAAACUGGGAACCGGGAUAACAGCGGAUAUUAUUGGUGACUUGGAGUCAGAAAUAGAUCAUUUCUUACGGCUUGAUAAUUCGGAUAGCAGUGAUAUCAGAUAUGCACCAAGCGAUAGUCGGUCUUUUAGCGAUAGUGUUUAUUUCGAUCGUGCUUAUGAUGAAUCGCACUCUGAUGAUGUACAAGAAUUGAAUUUGAACAGAUCAAAGGCUUUCGAUCAGAUUGGAGAGUCAGUGGAAGGUGGUAUCCUGCUGUCUCAACAAACUCCUUACCCGGUUGAUUCCUUUUUAGGCUCACCAUCUGUAUCACCUCCUCAAACACCAGCAGAGUCUUUGGAGAAUUCUCCACAAAUUAUUCAGAAUUACAUGAUGGAUACUCGUGUUUUAGAGCAAAUCAACCCAUUUGAGACAACUUUGAACCAACAACUACCUGAACAACCAAUUACUUUUAUUGCUCCUGCGUCUUCAAAGUCAUCUGUUUACUCCUCCACAUCCCCAACAAGACACAGGACUGAUUACGAAUCGUUCACUAAUCCAUCUUCAUCCGAAACAAUGGCUGCAUCUGCCGCAUCUCAGAGUGUCAGAUCCCCGAUUUCGAGAUCUUCAACAAAUACUUCGAGAGUUCCCUCGUCCAGUGUCCCGUUCCAAUCACCGACACACUCAAUUCAUCAGCAACAUCAAACUCCUAAUCGUAUUCAAGCAAUGCAGACUGUUCAUCCAUCUCCUCAACCACGUCAACCACCACAACCACCACAACCACCACAACCACCUUUGCAACAUACUUUAACUGACAAUUCUGGAUUUUCCUUUUCUCACGCCAACUCGAUGAAAAGUUACAAUACCCUGAAUACACAUCGCAACUUUCACCGCAAUUCGAGCUCCGUGGGUUCCAUCAAGAGCUCAAAUUCGUAUAAAAAUGUCAAUCUUGCUAGUUUGAAACGCUCCUUGAGCUUGAAACCAGGCGAAGGUGAGAGAUCAAAUUAUGUAUUAGCAAUUAGAAGGAGUGCAGGGACCGCUUUUAAUGAACUGGGUCCUUUACGGUGGAAACUCCCUGUUGGAAUACUACCUAUAGACAAACUGGCAACAAAGGAAAACUCAAACGGAAAGUACAAACGACUUGCUGGAGGACUCAGUGGUCAAAAUUCUCGUAAAAAGACUAGCGGAGUGGAGUUGAAACAUGGUCACUUGAAGCCAAGGCUUUUGGCAGCAGAAAUUGAUGAAGGUGAUGAUAGCUUUGCUGGUAUUGGCCUCGCGAGAACUACCACAGCGAAUAACCCAUCGGUUGCUAAUACUUUUAGUUCUCGCAACCAAUCUGUGAGUACAAAGGCUUCGCGCGAGAAUUCGUUGAAGCGAACCACUACCGAUGGUUCAGUACUCACAGGCGACACACAAAGUGUUGUUAGCAGUACUACAGAAAGUACAAAAGGUAACCCCAUUGAUGCCAGCCUUCACAGGACAAGUUCAAUUGUGUCAAGUGAAUCGUCCGGCAGUCUAUCGGACAAGAUCAGUGGUUAUUACCAACAUCGUGGUUACAAGUAUGGUGAUAUUGAUGAAGAAUCAGAAGACAAGAGUAGUGCUGAAAGUCCAGGUACACUGAAUAAUGAUGGGUCCAAUCUCAAUGGGUUCAAUACUAAUGAUUCCUACACAAAGCAGGAAAAAUAUGAUGAUUAUGAAGAGCAAGAACGUCCGAAAUUGGUUCUUGCCAAUCCCGACUAUGACAGUGAUGAGUGA